AUGAACAACGCGCUGCGCGAUGAAUUGGUGAAGGCCAAAUACGAUGAGAUGAUGGAGAAGGAGACUCAGACCGGGGGCUUCCGAUUCCCUUUCCUCCAGGCCUGGCCCAGGAAAAACGCCGCCACAUGCACAUGGGCCGAUUCCCCUUAUCCAACUCUUGGAAUGACGCAUGAGCUCUUAGGGAGCCAACUGCGGAGCAAAGUGCGUGUAGUCGACUUCUUGAGUCCAGACCGUCGGGCCAUAGAUCAUUUGCUGAAAGCCGUGAAGGAUUGGAAUCAGUUCGUCGACCAGAUCUAUGAUGGCAUGGUCGAUGCAUUCGAGGACGAUCCAGAAAACGUCACUCAACAUCAAUUGUUUAUCAUUACCAAGUCGGCGUUCUGCGGGGAGACCAGCAUCCGACACCUCGCGCGCACUUUCAAAGUUCCGUCUCGACCCCGACUGGACGGAGAGUGCACCGAACAAAGUCUGGGGACGUUGUUGGCCACUGUGAAGCCCACGUACGCUGCAAAAAGGGUCCUGGGAGUGAUCCUCACCCGGUCUGUCCUGCACCUCCUCGACGGCCCCUGGAUUCUCCAGUCCUUCGCAAUUGACGACAUUUCGCUCUUCUGUCGCUUGGAGAACGAGCGUCCGUAUCCGUUAUUCAACAGGCUCAUGGUCUCAACUAAAUUUGAAACUGGACCUCCUUCUCCAACAAGAAAGCGCAGCGAGUACAGCGUCCAUCCGUUCCCGACCAUCCUUGCCCUAGCGAUCGUUCUCAUGGAGGUUGAGCCCGGAGAUGACCUUGCCGAACUCUACGCGCAACCAAGAUAUGCGACCCUCCGAAGGCGCCAAUUUGAAUUAGCCAGACAUCUGCUGCGUGGAUGCCAGAUGCGUUUCCACGAGUCCGGACUGCUGCGAGCCGUCAGAUUUUGCAUUGACUGGAACGCUUUUCUGCAGUUUGCUAAUAUUAAUAUCGAUCUCUUAUUUAACAAACAAGCCUUUGUUAAUGCCUUUUACUCGAACGCCGUCAGGCCGCUAGAAGAGGAUCUUAUUCACGGUGCGAAGUGGACAUGGGACGAGGCCAAGUGGCUCCGACGGGAGAAGUUUGAUGAAGAGGGCGUCUGCAAGAUCAUCAACAAGCUAGGUUCCGAGGACCUUGAUCGGAGCUAUCAUCACGGACGAGGCUUAGAACAUGUCCAAAAGUCAACUUUCUCUGCUCUGGAGAUAAUCUCCGAGACAAACGACCUUGAGCAAGCAGUUCAAUGGACUCCUAUCGGUGCCUGUUCAUUCUCUCCAGAACAGCCAAACAUGCCCCAGCCCUCCCUAACACGACAUGCUUCACUAGCUUCUGGUAUUGUAUCGUUCAGCUCGGCCUCAAACGUCCCAGAAAAGACCGAAUUCGAGGUGGCUAUAAUCUGCGCCCUGCCUCUCGAGGCUACCGCUGUUUUGUCCACUUUCAAAGAUGUAUGGGAUGACGACCCGUGCCUUUGGGGAAGAGACGCAACUGACCCGAUCUCCUACAUCCUGGGUGCCAUUGCAGGACGCAACGUUGUUCUUGCUCAUCAGCCACGAAUGGGCAAAGUUGCCUCAGCCACUCUAGCUGCGUACUGCGCCAGCAGUUUCACCAACGUGAAGCUCGCCCUUGUCGUUGGCGUCUGCGGUGCAGCCCCAUUCAAAAAGAACGGAAAGGAAGUCCUUUUUGGGGACGUGCUCAUAAGCGAUGGGGUAGUGCAAUGUGAUUUUGGACGACAGUUCUCAGACGGCUUCAAGCGGAAGAUCGACGUCCAGCAUUCACUCGGUCGGCCUAAUGCACGCAUUUCAUCGGCUCUGGCAAAAUUGGAGACAAAAGUGCAUCGCAGUAGGCUGGAGGCCCAGAUCACUGCCCACCUUGAGACAGAUGACGAACCAACGCCGUAUCCACGCGAGGACGAGGACAAAUUGUAUGCUUCGAACUAUCAACAUAAGCAUCAGCACGCGGGGGAUUGCAGUCUAUGCGCCAGAUGGAGUUGGAAUACCGGUUCGCUUUGCAGCAAUUCUCGAGAGGCCACCUGUGAAGACCUCGGCUGCGACAGUGCGCGGCUCGUCCAGCGUUGCAGGCGAAACAAGCAGAAUAAGCCCAAGACACAUAUUGGGCUCUUUGCUUCCGGUGAUAGUGUGGUCAAGUCUGCCAUUCAUCGGGAUGCGAUCAGCAAGGACACGAACGUUAUUGCCUUUGAAAUGGAGGGCGCUGGGGUGUGGGAUGCCAUCCCGUGUGGGAUUAUCAAGGGGGUAUGCGACUACGCCGAUAGCCAUAAGAACAAACUGUGGCAGGAGUACGCUGCGGCCACUGCGGCUGCUUGUGCUAAGGCUUUUGUACGACAGUGGUGA
Messenger RNA from Aspergillus mulundensis, 2346 nucleotides. Its product is annotated as 5'-methylthioadenosine/S-adenosylhomocysteine nucleosidase family protein. The transcript is spliced from 2 exons. Bases 1 to 2346 code for a protein of 781 amino acids. The record is from RefSeq and is a predicted model, not a curated record. Lineage: Eukaryota; Fungi; Ascomycota; Eurotiomycetes; Eurotiales; Aspergillaceae. Gene Ontology annotation, molecular function: catalytic activity. Gene Ontology annotation, biological process: nucleoside metabolic process.